AUGGAGGCUGAUGGAAGGGAACCUGAGAGGAGGUCCACCCUAGAUCCCCUGCUGGUCCAGAGGCUGGUGCCUUUCUUUGUCUCCUGCGCCCUUUACUUCUUCCUCUGGGUGCCCUCACAGGAACCCAGCUGGACCAGCGCCCUGGCCAAAUGCCUCCCCAUCCACUUUCUGGCUCUCUUUGUCCACAGCAACGCCCCAUCAGGGACCUAUGGCCGAUUCAUCUGGCUAGGUCUCCUCUGCUCCAUCUUGGGGGACAUUUUCGUCACCUGGCCUGACCAUUUCCUCGUUGGUAUGGUAGCCUCUGCCUUGGCUCAUCUCUUCUACAUCAAGGCCCUGGGCUGGCUCCCGACGCGCCAGGCCUUCCUAAAGUCUGUGAUGGUCAUCUUUCUCCUCUACUUUGGACCCCUGCAGCCUCACCUCCCUUCCCAGUUGAGUCUCCCCGUGGUUGUCUAUGCGGCUGUCCUGUGUCUGAUGCUGUGGCGGGCGCUGGUCCGAGGGAGAUCUGCGGCACUUAGUGGCCUGUUCUUCAGCAUCUCACACGGCCUCAAGGCCUGGACCACCUUCUUCUGGCCCCUGCCUGCAAGCCAGAUGAUCAUCAUGUUCACCUACUACACUGCCCAAGCCGUGCUGGCUCUGUCAGCAGUGGAGCGCAGGGCCCCCCAAGAUGACUGA
Molecule: messenger RNA, 672 nt
Organism: Phascolarctos cinereus (koala)
Lineage: Eukaryota; Metazoa; Chordata; Mammalia; Diprotodontia; Phascolarctidae
Source: RefSeq, a predicted model, not a curated record